Messenger RNA from Mycena indigotica, 771 nucleotides. RefSeq lists its product as uncharacterized. Bases 1 to 771 code for a protein of 256 amino acids. The record is from RefSeq and is a predicted model, not a curated record. NCBI's taxonomy places the organism in Eukaryota, Fungi, Basidiomycota, Agaricomycetes, Agaricales, Mycenaceae. The transcript has 4 exons.
AUGCUGCGUCUUCUCCGACGCAAUGAUAUAUCUUCCUUGUUGGCUGCCCUCAGUUUUGGUCUGCUGGUGGCUGGCUCCGCCAAUGUCUCCGUCUCGAAUACUGCUCACGAAAUUAUUUACACCCCAUUCCUUUGUAAUGCGACCACUGUUCUCAUCGACCCUGACUGCAGUGGGGCAUGGCAAGUUCAACGGAACACGACCAAUAUCGGAGGUAUCCCGACCGUUUCGACGCGUGGCCCUUCACCUGAGGGUGCCAACAUUAUACCGCAGAUGUUUAUGGCUUUCAGAGCGUCUGCUCUCUACUUGUCAACCUCCGUCAUCUCCAAUGCAACAGCCAACUUUACCAUUACCUCGAAGAGCGUGUCUGCUACCCGGAUUGUUAAUUCUGCGGCCGGCCUGGUCGCAAUAGUAAACCUCGUCGAAAGUGAACUCACUACUUUGGCUGUCACGUUUAUACCGCAAACGACCGUGUCGCGACUGGACAUCGGAUCCAUCUUGCUCACAGUCUCUAACAGAGCUGCUACCUCCUCUUUUCUCCCAACCAUGAGUCUCCCUCCAUCGAUGUCGCCCCCUACCUUCAUUCCUUCGACUUCAGCAUCUCCUUUCCCAUCUAAAGCAGCAGCUCGCUCCCUUCCACAUCGCGCGGCAGUCACUGAAGCACUGAGUCUAGUACUCGGGCUCGGCGUUGGUUUAUCCAUCAUUGUUAGUGCGUUGUUCUUCUGGUGGCGCCGUCGUCGGCGCCUAAAGGAAACGCGUCAGACAUGGUUCUGA